Molecule: messenger RNA, 2559 nt
Organism: Syngnathus acus (greater pipefish)
Lineage: Eukaryota; Metazoa; Chordata; Actinopteri; Syngnathiformes; Syngnathidae
Gene: vps37d
Product: VPS37D subunit of ESCRT-I
Exons: 4
Coding region: 192-1106 (304 amino acids)
Biological process (GO): protein targeting to vacuole; protein targeting to membrane; ubiquitin-dependent protein catabolic process via the multivesicular body sorting pathway
Cellular component (GO): ESCRT I complex
Source: RefSeq, a predicted model, not a curated record
CUAACCGGAAGUGGAUCGGCACGGCGCACAGGUGCUAGCUUGGCGUAGCUGGCAUGUUGUUUGCGGCGUCGCGUUCACAUUCCAACGUGAGCCUCCAAGCAGCAGCGGGGAUGUGAGCCGGCCGCGUAAAGGACUUUCUGCCUUCCUCAAGCUGUCGUCUGUCCAUUUUGAAGGACUAAAAACUCCCCGAAAUGGAUCCUACCGCUUGCCCCGACGGCUACAGGGCUCUCAGCACUGGCGAGCUGAGGGAGCUUUUACAAAGCGACGACAAAAUGGAGCAAAUCAUUGGACUCAAUGAGAAGUUUCAGGAGCUCCAAGUGGACAGGGAGAUGAUGAUGGCGUCCAACCGCAGCCUGGCCGACGAAAGUCUGGCCCGGCGGCCCCGCCUCAAUAAUGGCAGAAUCCAGUUGGCCGAGAAAUACCGGCAGCUGUCCAACCUGGCGACCACGUGCUGGGAAAAACAGAGUCAGCUCGGAGCCCGAGUCCAGAAGCACAGCCUGCAGAGCGCCCAGAACCUCCUGCAAGAAGAGGUGACGCGCGCCGAGGAGAACUCGGAGGAGCUGCUGGACAAGUUCAUGGAGGGCAACCUGAGCCUGGAGGACUUCUUGGACUCCUUCCAGCGCUCCAGGAGGACUUACCACACCCGCCGAGUGCAGGCGGAGAAGAUGCAGGACUUGAGCAAGAAGCGCCCCGGCGGCGGCGAGGACGCGCGUUCUAAAGCGGCUGAGGAGGCCAAGGCGGACGCCGCGGAGCUGCCGCGGCCCAACGGCUACCUGGCGCAGGGACCUCUGCGGGUCUUUCAGGUGCGCUACGGCCUGACGCCAGCCAUCCUGCUACCGCAUUACCCCGUUUCUCCCGUUUCGCCCGUGCUCUCGGUCCCGCCGCAGCAGGCCCCGCCGCAGCAGGCCUCGGCGCAGCAGGCCAGGACUCCCCCGCCCGAUCCCCAGCCGCCGGGGCCCAUCCUGGGCUCCGGCGCCCCCCUCCACCCGGUGGGCCUCAGGGUGAUCGGACAGCUGCCCGGGGGCUGGCCGGCCAACGGGCGGCCGGUGCGAUUGCAGCAGCUCUACAGGCCCGACCCCCAACAGCCCCAGCCUUCCCUCCGUUAAGUCAUUAUGGGGAAGGAGGCGGGGCCAAAGCUUCUCUGCGAGGUUGAAGGCGGAACCUACAAAAGCCGGCCGUCCGUCCUGAGACGGCAGCGCGCUUUUACUCGUUGGAAUAUUUGAUUUGAGAAGACGACAUUCUCUCAGAGCACGGCGGCCUCGCGCUUCACGCAGCAGCCUCACUGAGGUGGAGCCAUCUGGAUCGGAUCGGAGUCUCUCUUUUGGGUUCGUUUGACUUCCUCCCGGAUUUCAAAAAAACAUUUUAGGGACCAGAGGUGGGUAAAGGAGCCACAAAUGGGACUCCCGUAAGAGUGCUGCUACUUUACAAUCACAUGACUCCAGUCAGUCAAAAGCUGGCCUUCAAAUAGUGACUUGAAAAUCCUCAAGUAGUCGAUGAGUGAUGACUGCGAGUGCGCUCAAUGGAAUAGAAUCAAAGUUGUAACAAAAAUACUCAAGCACAAGUCAGAAAUGUAAGAAUCACUACCCACCUCUGAUGGCGACCAAUCAGGGGUGUUGAGCGGACAGUUGGAUUAUUGUGGCAGCAUGGUGUACUGGUGGUUCAUACAGCUGCCCCACAGUCAAGGAAUCCGGGUUUGAAUCUCAGUUUUAUCAAAGACUCAAAAUUGUUUGUAAAUGUGAAUGCCUUGAAUGGACUGGCGACCAAUCCGGGGCCAGGCUCCAGUUCUCCGCAAGGCCGCUGGUGACCAACAGCCCAGAAAAUUGCAGGCGUCACUUGUGGAAUCCAUCUCCGGUGUUUGAUUAGUUUUUUUUAAAUUUUUAUUUAUUGUCAUAAAUCCAAUUUUGCAUGGCUGCCUUCAUAGAGCCGCCACGUGUUUUCUUUGCGAUAUUAGACACUGCUCUCGCUUUCUGGGGAUUGUAAUCUUGUCUGUUCUCCGGCUGAUCGGAGAAGGUUCACAUCGGUCUGACAAACUCCGAGUUGAGAGAAAGUGCCUUUCGGCAACCAGUGCCCAGUCACACCCAUCAGCUCUCAAAUUGCCCCCCAACUGCGAAAGACGUGUGUGUUGUUGUUUUGAAGCCUUUUGAAAUACCCUCCAAAAUUAAUAAUGCACAAAAAAAUCGACCUAGAUACUCGCGCAGCGGAGUCUCGUUGCGCUUGACAGAGAAAAUACAGACUGAUAAGUUUUUGCUGAGCACUGGUGGCUGAACGCGCACUUUUGUGUCCACUAUGGAAAGGGAAAAGGCUCCAUUUUGUCUCAGCAGAUGAAUCGAAAAACAAUUCAUCUCCUCCACUUGUGUGUCUGUAGCAUUUGACAUUGCCUUCAUGUACGUUAUGUGCAAAGGGGAAGAAAAAAAAAAAUCUGAAUUCAUUGCGCUAACUUCCUUUGGCUCCCGUCCGCUGACAUUCAAGUGACCUUACGCAAAACGUGUUUACAUGUGACAUCAUUUCCAUCCGGACUUGUCAAUAAAGCACAUUUGUUACUCGGACCCUAAGUGCAAA